UCCGCUCGGCUCCGCUCCGUCCCGUCCCGUCCCGUCCCGGCCGGUCCCGUCCCGUCCCGCCGCCGCCGCAUGGGGCCCCCCGGGCCGGCCUGACCGAGCGGCAGCCCCCGGGGAGCGGCCCCCGUCGAGGAACCGCGACGGCACCGCCCGCCCGCCGCGGGGCGAGCAGCCCGGGCUGCGGGAGCUGCCCCCGGAGCACGGCGAGAGACCCCCCCCCGGGGCCGGCAGCCCGGGGCUGGAGCCCCGCAGAGCCCCCCCCGCACCUCGCACCCCCCUCCCGCGGGGGUCGCCCCCGUCCCCUCCCGGGGCUCGGGACGCUCGGGGCCCCCGCGCCCCCCCCUGCCCCGGGCUGGCCCCCGGUGCCUCGGGCUGGGGGAGCGGCGCUGCCCCGCGCCCCGCGGCUGAGCUGGCCCUGACCCCCUCCGCCGGCCCCGGGGGGGCCGCGCCCCCGGCCCCAUGGCGGCCAAGUGGUUCAAGGAGUUCCCCGCCAACCUGAAGACGGUGUCGGAGAGGGCUCGGCCCGGCGGCGGCAGCCUGGGCAAGCUGUGCGGCCCCUCCCGCAAAAGCUUGGGGCCCGGCGAGCCCCCCGGGGGAGCCCCCCCGGGGAAGAGCCGCAAGAACUCGGCGGCGGAGCUGGGGGGCUGCCGGGCCGGCCCCGGGGCCGGUAAGGACGGGGGCAGCCGGCUGUCGAGGGACAACCUGCAGGGACUGCUCCAAGCCGCCACCGGGAAAAUGCGCAAAAACUCGAGGGCGGAGGGGGCAGCGCCCGAGGGGCCCCCCAAGACCUGCGGCACCUACAUCAACCGCCUGAUCAAGGUGGAGGCCCACGAGAAGAACGGGAAGAGCUACCCCAGCGCCAGCCCCGCGCCCGAGCAGGACAAGGGGAAGAGCGCCAAGACGGAGACGGUCAUCAUCCUGGAGGACUAUGCCGACCCCUACGACGCCAAGCGCACCAAGGGGCAGCGGGAGGCCGAGCGGCUGGGGGAGAACGACGGCUACAUGGAGCCCUACGACGCGCAGCAGAUGAUCACAGAAAUCCGCCGCCGGGGCUCCAAGGACCCACUGGUCAAAGCCAUCCUGCUGCUGGACGGCCCCAGCGAGCCCGGGGAGGUGGGGGGCAAGGUGGAGGCUGCCAAGUGGCCGGGGGGCAAGGAGGCAGCGGGGAAGGGGCCGCAGCUCUACGACACCCCCUACGAGCCCGGCGAGGGCACCCCGGAGCGCAAAGCGAGGGCUGGGGACGGGCGCCUGCCCGAAAAUGAUGAGCGCCCGGCGGCUGAAUACGAGCAGCCCUGGGAGUGGAAGAAGGAGCAGAUCGUGAAGGCGCUGUCGGUCCAGUUCGAGGGCUCGGAGCGGCCCAAGGAGGAGGCGCCGCGGCAGCACCUCCGCCAGAAGAGCUGGACCCCCAAGAUGCUGAAACCGGCGAGCGCGGAGCACGGCGAGGGCGAGCGGGUGGACCCCGCCUUGUCGCUGGAGAAGCAGCCCUGGUACCACGGGGCCAUCACCCGAGCCGAGGCUGAGACCCGGCUGCAGGCGUGCAAGGAGGCCGGGUACCUGGUGCGCACCAGCGAGACCGGCAGCGGCAAGUACUCCAUCGCGCUCAAGACCAGCCAGGGCUGCGUGCACAUCAUCGUGGCGCAGACCAAGGACAACAAGUACACGCUCAGCCAGGCCAGCGGCGUCUUCGCCAGCAUCCCCGAGGUGGUGCACCACUACUCCACCGAGAAGCUGCCCUUCAAGGGGGCCGAGCACAUGGCCCUGCUGCACCCCGUGCACUGCAAGCUGUACUAGCGCCCGCUGGGACUUGGCUGCCACCCCCACAGGGGGCUGGGUGACAUGGGGGGGGGCGUCCUGCAGCCGUGUCCUGUCCCCCCCCCCCCAGCCCCUGGGGCUGCCCGGUGGUUGCUGCCCACCGCUGGACUCUGGCAGGGCUGCGGUGGUCUCCCCGCGGGAUGGAUGCGGCCGCGGGUGGCUCUGGGCACUGGGGGGCUGCAGCCCCCCCCCCAAACACAGCCUGGGGUGGGGGCCGGGCCGUUACGGGGCCGUGUAAUGAAGUAGUGAAAUAAACUCGUUGGCUGAGAGGA
Anas platyrhynchos (mallard) is the source of this 2081-nucleotide messenger RNA. RefSeq names its product Src homology 2 domain containing E (gene SHE). The record is from RefSeq and is a predicted model, not a curated record. Lineage: Eukaryota; Metazoa; Chordata; Aves; Anseriformes; Anatidae. Gene Ontology annotation, molecular function: phosphotyrosine residue binding.